Molecule: messenger RNA, 1623 nt
Organism: Lactuca sativa (garden lettuce)
Lineage: Eukaryota; Viridiplantae; Streptophyta; Magnoliopsida; Asterales; Asteraceae
Product: protein GAMETE CELL DEFECTIVE 1, mitochondrial
Source: RefSeq, a predicted model, not a curated record
UAUACCUUGCAAAGUAAGGAAAACCAAAGGGACCAUUUCUGUAUGAUAUCUUGCAUAACUCUUGUUACUCUUCUCGCCGCUGCUGUUCGGAUCUGUCAUCGUCGCCGGUUCUUCUCCUCUCGUUUAAUCGUCGCUGCAUUUUUCAUCUCACAAACACAGAAGCUCAAGCCUCGAUCAAAUUCCAGCAUUUUAAUCGAUUCAUACUUCCAUCAGCUGGGUUCACAGACAUUUCAAUUGGUUCAACGAUUCAUUCAGCCCUCACGACUGAAGCGGUUUCAUCGGCUGCAGCCUUAUGGUAUUAAAGAUAUAAUUCAGAAAGAUGCGAUUGCUUGCUCAUGCAUUAUCCCAACUCUCCACAAAUUCAAGAGCCACACAGUUAAAAAGCAUCACAAAUUCAUUAGCUUAUAAUUUCAAUUUAAGCAAUCGUUUUCUUUCAACUAACAAAGGAAACGAAGGUGAUAUUGACUGGGGCUCUGCAUCAACAUGGUCAAGUGGGCUCACUAAAGAGCAUUUUGAUGGGGAGGUUGUAGGCCACAAAGUAGGCGGCAAUGAUGGCGGUGGUGGUGGUGGUGGUGGAGGUGGAGGAGGAGGGGCAUUAGGGUCAUCUCAAAUUGUACCUACAAGUUGGAAUGAUGAUGAUGAAAUGGAAAAGCUAAGGAAAAUGGCAGCUGAAGCUUCUAGAAAAGAUGGUGAGUUUGCAAGUAAAUGGAAGGAAAGGAUGCGUGAAACUAGUUUGCUAAUGAAACAGGUGAUCGAGCCAGGGGCAAGAGGGUCAUAUUUGAAAGAUUCAGAAAAGGCUGAAAUGUAUCGGCUUCAUAAGGAGAAUCCAGAAGUUUACACUGUUGAGAAAUUAGCAAAAGAUUACAGAAUCAUGAGACAAAGGGUUCAUGCUAUUUUAUGGUUGAAGGAAGAUGAAGAGAAAAUGGAGAAAAAACUUGGACACCCUCUAGAUGAUUCUGUCGAACAGUUGCUUGAUAAUUUCCCUGAAUUCUUUGAUUGGCAUGAUAGGGAAUUCCAUGUUGCAACCUUACCAUAUAAGCCAGAUUUCAAAGUGAUGCCAGAAGGUUGGGAUGGAAGCAUUAAGGAUCCAGAUGAGGUGUUGUAUGAGAUUUCAAUGAAGGAAGAUGAAAUUUUAUAUCAAGAAUUUCUUGAGAAAUUCAACUUCAACAAGAUGAAGAUUGAGGGGAAGGUGAAAGUGCAUAAGUAUAGCAGGAGGCGUCCAACAGAGGGAUGGGAGAUUACAGUUGAGAAGAUGGGCCCACGUGGGAAGCGGGGAGAUGGCGGUGGUUGGAAGUUCAAGAGCCUGGCUGACGGCUCCACCAGACCACUUAAUGAUUAUGAGAAAAUGUUUGUUAAACGAGAGAAACCACGAAGGAGACGCAAGAUUCUACAUCCAAAAUAAAUUCUCGGAUAUUUUAGGAUUUUAGGAUUUGAUUCCGCUUUUGUUUUUGUUUUUGUUUGUGUCAAAUGUAGUGGCACUGUCUUUUUUUGUUUGUUUGUUUGUUGGUUGGGUCCUACUCUACUAUAUAAAUGUUAUGCCAAAGCCGAAACAUUUGAGCACAAGGGUGUUAUGUGGUUGGUAUGCAAAAAAUUUGAAAUGAAAGAGAGUUUGUUUCUGUUUCA